AUAACUGUUUCUGGCUAAUGUAUAAUAUUCACCAUCAAAUGAUCGAUAUUAUGUCAUGUACUUUUCGGAGAUUUAAAUUUGAAGUGUGUAUUCUAACUUUUAUGAAAUUCUAAUCGAAUCGUGGUGUAACGAUUUCCCUUUAUUUGACAGCUCCACUUGCAUCUCUAUUACUAGAAAGGAUGAACGAUCGACUGGUCGCCGGAGGAGGAGCAAUACUCAGCGCGACUUGCCUACUCAUAUGUGCUUUUUCAACUAAUGUUGUAGUUGUGGGCGUGGGUCUCGCAUUAACAGGGACCGGUUUUGCCUGUAUUUUUCUGCCCACAACGCUCAUCAUAAACGACUAUUUCCCUGAUAAUUUUGUCAUGAUGAACACGCUUUCCUUGUAUGGUCUGACUGCAGGUGCAGCUUUCAUACCGUUCAUCGUAGAAAGAUCGGAAGAGGCUUACGGGUACCACGGAAGUUUUCUGAUCUUAGCCGGUAUUGGUUUUCACGUCAUGGUGUGUGCUGCGGUAAUCCGUAAACCAAUCAUGAAGAAAAUUAAAAGUCAUUGUCCUGAAGCUAAGACGAUGGGACUGGCUCGAACAGAUAGCGAGAUGACAAGUAAGCUUAUACGACCGAAAAAUAACAGCGCUCUGGAAUCAAGGGGUGAAGAUAUUCCUUCUCAGGAACAUCAGUCAACCAGUACAGGAUCUGAUCAUUCAGAGAUUGCGUUUGAUGACGUUGAUGCUGCUGUGACCACUGAACACUUACCACUGAUCACCGAAGAAGACAACGACGAACUGAUGGGGGCGUCUGCAGGGACAUCGAAGGGCAAUGCCGAACCUUGGUAUAAGUUCUGUUUCACAGGUCUUACGUUUCAUGACUGGCUGGUCCUGUUGAACAUGCCAUCGUUUUACAUCUUCUCAUACGCAUUUUACGGUUGGAUUCUGUUCUUGGUACCCCAUGCCGAAUCCCUUGGAAUUAUCAGUUCCCAUGCGGUAUUAUUAUCCUCCUUGGCAGGUAUUGGAGGUAUCUUAGGAAGAACAGUGUUCAUUAUUCUCAUUUCUAAAAACGUCGAUCCUUUAUUGAUAUACAUCCCCGUCAGUAUUGUCUGCACCCUGACUUUUCUCCUUGACUUCGUCGGAUCAGGGUAUCAUGUUCGGGCCGGUUUGGCGUUCGUCCAAGGCAUUUGUUUCUUUACUGAAGAUACUAUGCCUCUUGCCGUGGUAAAGAAGAUUGUAUUAGACCCAGACAAAUUCAGACGAUUUUCUGCAAUGGUAUUUUUAUGUUUUGGAUUAGGAGCAACUUCAGCAGGUUAUAUGACAGGAUUUCUGUUCGACUUAACUCAUUCCUACACCAAGGUCUUCAUGUUCAUCGGUGUUCUUCACUUUGUUUCUACGGUAAUCUUGAUCACCACCGUUAUCUUAUUGAGAACGCAUUCACCGAGGAUCACCACGGAAGGGAACAAGUGA
Molecule: messenger RNA, 1451 nt
Organism: Lytechinus variegatus (green sea urchin)
Lineage: Eukaryota; Metazoa; Echinodermata; Echinoidea; Temnopleuroida; Toxopneustidae
Exons: 3
Coding region: 180-1451 (423 amino acids)
Biological process (GO): transmembrane transport
Molecular function (GO): monocarboxylic acid transmembrane transporter activity
Source: RefSeq, a predicted model, not a curated record